Molecule: messenger RNA, 774 nt
Organism: Salvia splendens (bonfire salvia)
Lineage: Eukaryota; Viridiplantae; Streptophyta; Magnoliopsida; Lamiales; Lamiaceae
Exons: 1
Coding region: 1-774 (257 amino acids)
Molecular function (GO): zinc ion binding
Source: RefSeq, a predicted model, not a curated record
AUGAAGAAAGAAGAUAUCAAGGCAUGGGAGUGGCUAGAAAAUAAGCCUCCUGAGAAUUGGUCCAAAUCACACUUUAGGGAUUUUUCCAAGUGUGACAUUUUCUUAAAUAACCACAGUGAAAGUUUCAACAGCUAUAUUUUGGAAGCUAGAGAUCAACCAAUUCUUACAAUGUUAGAAGUGAUUAGAAUGAAGUUAGUGAAAAGAAUGUGUUUCAAGGGGAAGGUGGCUCAUAAGUACACUGGGGCUAUUUGUCCUAAGAUCAUCAAGAAGCUUGAGAAGUAUAAGGAAUUGUCAUCUAAUUGUUGGGCAACUGAAGCUGGUGCUAGAAAAUAUAGCGUUGAUGUAUGGGAGAAAAUAUAUGUGGUUGAUCUAGAUGCUCGGACUUGUAGUUGUCGCCAAUGGCAGCUUUCCGAAAUUCCUUGCCAACACACCAUUCCUUGCAUCUUACAAGAAAGAAAGAAUCCAGAGGAAUUUGUGCAUGAAUAUUACAGCUUAGAUAAGGCUGCAUAUGGACAUGUCAUAAAUCCUCUUAGAGAUAUAGACGACUAUGAACCAACAUGUUAUCUCCCGGUGCAACCACCUCCUGGGAAAGUGAUGAGAGGAAGAAAACAACAGCGUAGGAGAAAAACAAUAGAUGAGCAGGUUUGUAAGGUAGCAAAAGAUGUAACGAAAAUUUUAGGCAAUACAGGACAAAUAAAGGGAAAUUGUUCUAAGUGUGGAGGACAAGGCCACAAUAUAAGGACAUGUGGCAGGGAAGCUUCUCAAGCUUCUUAG